This is a messenger RNA of Plectropomus leopardus (leopard coralgrouper), 3969 nucleotides long. RefSeq names its product solute carrier family 6 member 11b (gene slc6a11b). NCBI's taxonomy places the organism in Eukaryota, Metazoa, Chordata, Actinopteri, Perciformes, Serranidae. Gene Ontology annotation, biological process: sodium ion transmembrane transport; nitrogen compound transport; amino acid transport. Gene Ontology annotation, cellular component: plasma membrane; cell projection. The record is from RefSeq and is a predicted model, not a curated record. Gene Ontology annotation, molecular function: gamma-aminobutyric acid:sodium:chloride symporter activity.
UAGAUUGGUUACCACAUGGCUUUUAUCCAACUCGAGGCGCUUGAGAGUGGACCGCUUGGAGAGUGGGAGCGCAGUCGCAGGUUAUCCAUCGCCCGGUGUAAGAUCUACCGUCACUCUGCCACGUCUGGGAUCUUCCUUUAUAUAGACGGGACACUCAACAAGACCACUUUCCUCAACGCGGAUCCAGAUUGCUCUCAUUUUCCUCUUUUGCCCCCCUCUCUCCUCUUUUUUUGCCACCCCCCUGAUCAGGCUUAACCACCCUGUGUUUUGUAAAGGCAAUUGUUAGUGCGCAUCAUCGCAGGAGCCAAAAGGAGGUUUGCCACUUCUUCCAUAGGAGACUGCGGGCUGCCAGAGCGUCAUGACAGCUGAGAAGAGCGGGCCCGUUAUAAACGGUAAACCAGAGGAUGGCAGAGACCCGGAAGGGUCCGAUUCCAGCCUAGACAACAGGGAGUACAAUGAGAGAGGCCAGUGGAACAACAAGAUCGAGUUUGUCCUGUCUGUGGCUGGAGAGAUCAUCGGGCUGGGCAAUGUCUGGAGGUUUCCUUACCUCUGCUACAAGAAUGGAGGAGGUGCGUUCUUUGUUCCGUAUGUCAUCUUCUUCGUGUGCUGCGGUAUCCCUGUGUUUUUCCUGGAGACUGCCCUGGGUCAGUUCACCAGUGAGGGAGGCAUCACCUGCUGGAGGAAAGUCUGCCCGCUAUUUGAGGGUAUUGGCUAUGCAACGCAGGUGAUCGAAGCUCAUCUUAACGUCUACUAUGUAGUGAUCCUCGCCUGGGCCAUCUUCUACCUCUUCAACUGCUUCACCACCGAGCUGCCGUGGGCCGGCUGUGGGCACUACUGGAACACAGAGAACUGCGUAGACUACUAUGGAGAAAACGCCACCAACAUUACAAACCCCAACGCCACCUCUCCAGUCAUUGAGUUCUGGGAACGCAGAGUGCUGAAGAUAUCAGAUGGUAUUGAGCACAUGGGGGGAAUGCGCUGGGAGCUGGCCAUGUGUCUGGCCCUGGCCUGGUUCAUCUGCUACUUCUGCAUCUGGAAAGGACCCAAGUCGACUGGCAAGGUUGUGUAUGUGACAGCUACAUUUCCUUAUGUCAUGCUGUUGAUCCUGUUGAUCAGAGGGGUGACGCUGCCAGGAGCGUUCGACGGCAUCAAGUUCUACCUCUACCCGGACAUAUCACGUCUCUCUGACCCUCAGGUGUGGGUUGAUGCUGGAACCCAAAUCUUCUUCUCCUAUGCCAUCUGCUUGGGCUGUCUCACUGCUCUGGGAAGUUACAAUGCCUACAACAAUAACUGCUACAGGGACUGCAUCAUGCUAUGUUGUCUGAACAGCGGCACCAGCUUUGUAGCAGGUUUCGCUAUCUUCUCUGUGCUGGGCUUCAUGGCUUACGAACAAAACGUUCCCAUCGAGGCUGUGGCAGAAUCUGGUCCUGGUCUUGCAUUUAUUGCAUACCCCAAGGCUGUUACUAUGAUGCCUCUGUCUCCACUUUGGGCCUGUCUCUUUUUCAUGAUGCUCAUCUUCCUCGGCCUGGACAGUCAGUUUGUGUGUGUGGAGAGUUUAGUGACAGCUGUGGUGGACAUGUACCCAGAGACCUUCAGGAGAGGCUACCGCAGAGAGCUGCUGAUUCUGGGCAUGUCUAUAGCCUCCUUCUUCAUAGGACUUAUCAUGUGUACAGAGGGAGGGAUGUACGUCUUCCAGCUGUUUGACUCAUACGCUGCCAGCGGGAUGUGUUUGCUGUUUGUGGCCAUAUUUGAGUCCAUAUGUAUCGGCUGGGUGUACGGUAGUGACAGAUUCUACCUAAAUAUUGAGGACAUGAUUGGCUACAAACCUGUCUUCUUCAUCAAAUGGUGCUGGAUGAUCCUGACCCCGGGCAUCUGUGCUGGAAUUUUCUUGUUCUUCCUGAUUAAAUACAAACCGCUGAAGUACAACAACGUGUACACCUACCCUGACUGGGGUUAUGGUAUUGGCUGGUUCAUGGCCAUGUCCUCGAUGGUCUGCAUCCCACUGGGGAUUAUCUGGAUGAUCUGGAAGACUCCUGGCACCUUCUCUGAGAGAAUGAAGAAGUUGACAACUCCCAGCCCAGAUCUGAAAAUGAGAGGGAAGCUCGCUGCUCUCAGUCCUUACGCUGCCAACGAUGCAAAACUUAAGGUUGAUGGGAAAAUAUCCACCAUCUCAGAGAAGGAGACGCAUUUCUAACCGACCACCUGAUGAAACAACCAAGCUGCCUGCUGUCUUCUCAAUAAGUCCAACAAAUGAAAACCACAGCAAACAACAACAACAGUAUCCGCACCUACACAAAACAGGAAAUGAAACAAAUGACUUGGAGUGUUAUUUUUGUUUUGUAAAAAAAAAAAGCGGGAAAAAGGAAAAGCUAUCACAUGAUUCGUAGUCUGCUUCUGUUUUGCACAAACUUUGAUAACACUUUUUUUCAGUUAACAUCGUGACUUAAGCAGCUGUUUCUUUCUUUUCUAACUAUUAAUAUUUUUAAGAUCUGUCUGAUGACAUAUGUGGUUAAACAUGUCCUGGUACCUUGUCAGUACUGGUCACACUAGUGUCUGGGCCUGUAGAACAAAACCAAUGUGCUGUGUUGUAAAAAAAAACUUACACUGUACAUUUUCUGGCAAAGUGCUGUGCCUCUUUAUUAGGUACUAGGUACCCAAAUGUGACUGUCUAAGAUGUAGCAGCAUGGGGACCAUUCUACAUAGUUUUGUGUGUUAAGAGGAUACUGCAGUGUGUGUUAGCACUAAGGCUAUAGGAGGGCAAACCCUGAAUACCCCUGCAACUUUGAGUUGUACCAGCUGGGACUGUGGUGGUUUAUAGGUCUUCAACAAUUCUUUUUUACUUCAAUUUAGUGUUGUUGCUAAGCAACAUAAGCAGAAACUCAGAUGCAGUUGAAUGAUAUUAUUUGGCUCUUCCCAGGUUGUCAAAUGCAGACCCUUUGGCAUCUCAUAGAGAUGCACGUGGCAAAAAAAAAAACAAAAAACAAAAAAGAGUGUGUAUGAACUGCAGUAACAGUAUUUUUCCAACUGCAGGAAAAUGUAACUGCAUCAGACAUGAAUAUGUGCAUGCACAAAAUGAAACUAAUGCUUUCCAGCUGCAGUAGUCUCUAAUGGGGACCAUCCAGGCGAUAUAGGAACACGAUGGCACCUCUCAUAAGAGCCCUUUUCAAUGAGACUUUAACACUUAAUAUCCAUCAAACUUUAACUGGAUUGACAAAAGGUCCUAGGAAAGUCCAUUCGGGUUUAGGGUUUAGUAGACAAAUUCUGUUGGACCGUAGUAUAUUUAAAGAUAGUGUUGCUGCUAAUAGGUCUUAGUUUAAUCUUGACAUGCUUAUUUGUAGGACUGCCCCUUUAAAGUCAGAGAUUCAAAUCAUCAGUUGACCCCUCAAUCGACUGGGAUUGCUUCAAGUUGAGCAGUCUUUUUUUUCUUAGCAGCGCACUUCUGGGGAUGUUUUGGUCCUCAGAUUUUGCUGCAGAGUGCACGCUCUUGACUUUUGCAUUACGCUUUGGUACAGGGAGCUGGGAACGGUGGACAUGCAAUUAGCGGCACAGAGAGGGAGAGAUUCUUUGCUUCAAAGUGGUAAAUUUACAGCUCGCAGCAGCUUAUUAUGUUACAGUCUCUGACUUUUCUUUGAUAUCUAGUGUUGGCAAAAAAUGUUACACAUUUCUGACCCGUCGUUAGUGCACUUAGCUUGUUUACAAUAUUAUGGGAGUGCAGUGUGUAUAGAGAGCAAAACAAAUCAUCAAACAUUUGUACUGAACAGCCAGAUUGAAUUCGACUGACAUCAUUCUGAGUCAGGUACAGCCCAACUUAUUUCUACACUUUGUAUUCUUAAUCUAAUAUUUACAAUAAAUAAGUUGGUUCAGUGCCAUAGUGGCAACAACUUACAAUAUGGGGCCCCAAACUAAAUCAUGCUUAGGGCCCCCAAAAGUCAAAGGUCAUCCCUAUCAAGGGGCGUGACAAAGUGUCAG